AUGCCCGCUAUCUCAGCACCCGCCAAGGUCCUCGUCUCCGGCGCGAACGGAUACAUCGCAGUAUGGGUCGUGCAGACCCUUCUUGAGAAGGGAUACUCGGUUCGCGGAACAGUCCGGUCGGCGGAUAAGGGAAAGCAUCUGCAGGAGCUAUUUGGGAAGUAUGGUGAUAAGUUUGAGUUUGUUGUUGUGGAGGAUAUCACGAAGGAAGGUGCCUUUGAUGAGGCAGUGAAAGGUGUUGACGCGAUCGAGCAUACUGCGAGCCCGUUCCACUUCAAGUUCAAAGAGCCAGAAGAGCUUAUCACCCCGGCUGUCAAGGGCACUGUCGGUAUUCUCGAAUCGACAAAGAAAUACGGCAAAUCAGUCAAACGUGUCGUCGUAACUGCGUCUUGUGCUUCUGUCCUCCAAUCCGGCUACAAGAUUCCAUCUAAAUUCGAUGAAACGUCCUGGAACGAACCCGCCAUCAAGGAUGUGACCGAGAAUGGAAACAAGGCGAACCCCGGGAACAUCUACCGUGCGUCGAAGACUUUGGCUGAGAAAGCUGCUUGGGAGUUUUAUGAGAAGAACAAGUCCGAGAUUGGUUGGGACCUGACGGUGUUGAACCCUCCGUUCGUUUUCGGUCCCCCAAUUCACGAAGUCUCAUCCCUCUCCUCCCUGAACACAUCCAUGCAACAACUCUACGACGCCGUCGUCGCCGGUAAACUCUCCAACGAGGCCCUGGCCUCGGCCUCAAACUGCUGGAUCGAUGUGCGGGAUCUCGCUAAUGCACAUGUGUUGGCGGCAGAGAAGGAGGCGGCGGGCGGGGAGAGGAUGAUCGUUGCCUCGGGGUGUUAUUGGUGGCAGGAUUUCGUCGACAUCGCCAAUGCCAUAACACCUCCCAUCCUUCCCAACCUCCCAAAGGGAAACCCCGGCAGCACCAAAGCAAAGAAAUACGAGCUCUUGUAUGAUGUCUCGAAAGCGGAGAGAAUUUUGGGGAUCAAGUACAUAGGCGUAGAGCAGAUGAUAAAGGAUUGUUUGGAGGAUUUCAAGAAGAGAGGGGAGGCGUGA
Messenger RNA from Stereum hirsutum FP-91666 SS1, 1044 nucleotides. Its product is annotated as D-lactaldehyde dehydrogenase. The record is from RefSeq and is a predicted model, not a curated record. The transcript has 7 exons. Gene Ontology annotation, molecular function: oxidoreductase activity, acting on the CH-OH group of donors, NAD or NADP as acceptor. The coding region runs from base 1 to 1044 and encodes 347 amino acids. Lineage: Eukaryota; Fungi; Basidiomycota; Agaricomycetes; Russulales; Stereaceae.